Messenger RNA from Neolamprologus brichardi, 930 nucleotides. RefSeq lists its product as uncharacterized. The record is from RefSeq and is a predicted model, not a curated record. Lineage: Eukaryota; Metazoa; Chordata; Actinopteri; Cichliformes; Cichlidae.
AUGAUUAUCAUAACGCUGCUGUUAUGCUUUACCAUAGAAGUCUCUGCAGUACCAGUCAAUUCAAAUGUCCGUCGUCCCCUGCUGUUACAAGGAAGGGAAAGAGCAACUCAAGGUGCUCAGCACGUUGUAGCCGCAAACCAGAAACCCGAAUCUCCUACGCCAGCCUCUGUUUCUCCCAGUGUUCAGCCACAGGCAGGAGGUCUACAGCAGCCUGAUCCACAGCCCAUUCCUUCACUGCAACAGUACCCCUGGUAUCCACAAGGGGGCAUGCCCAUGCAGCCACGCUUCUAUGGACCCCACCAGCUGACACUGCCACAGCAGCCUCUAAUUUUCCCACCUUAUGGAUACUUACCGCUGUUCUCCUCACCCUAUGGGAAUCAGCUGUUCAGCCCAUAUGGUUACCCAAUGAUUCUAGAAUCGGCUCUCCCACAAAUUCCAGCAAAUCAGCUUCCCAACAGUCCAGUGUUACCUGCAGAAAACGCUGCAGGAGUUGCAGUUGCUCCUUCAAUAGAUGCAACUCAGGGAAUACAGCAGCCACAGCAGCAGCUGCAACAACAGAAUCCCCAGAUUGUAUACAUGCUACAGCAACCAGUGAGCUCUCCUCUUGGCAGUCUUAGCUCUGAGGAACUUCAGAUGGCUGCUACAAUGGGCCAAAUGGGGGUGUACAUGCCUAAUGUGCUUACAAACCAGCCUGCGGGAGCUGUUCAGCCCGAGAGCCAGGCCGCAGGACUCACACACCCAGAACAACAAGGCGUUCAGCCAGCUGUGGGGACCUCAGCUGCUGGAGCUCAACCGAUAAAGGCACUGCCGUGCUCUGGAUCACAGCCAAAUGCUAGCGGGUUCUCUACAGGUUUAGCUGGGUCGGAUGCUGCCACUGCCCAAACACCUGCUGAACCCCAGCUUCAGCCCAUGCAGGAAACCCUUGUCUGA